Brugia pahangi is the source of this 492-nucleotide messenger RNA. The record is from the annotation of a GenBank genome assembly. Lineage: Eukaryota; Metazoa; Nematoda; Chromadorea; Rhabditida; Onchocercidae.
AUGACUUAUUCAUUCAAAUUUUGGAAGAGAUGGAAUCACGAAAGUAGGCAUAUGUAUAAAACACUGACAGCAGCUUGUUUCGCAUGUAUCAUAGUCAUCAGUACAAAUAUAUUUAUUAUACAAAAAUUUAUUAAACAUUUACCAACAACUGUGCUUGCUAUUUUGGAAAUAGUCCUAGUUUUGUCAAUUUUAUUAGCACUUAUUCUCGCUGCCAUUCUCAAACGACGAGAUUUGUUGAGCGUCUAUAUGGUUUCUGCGUUUAUAUAUUCUCAAUAUCGUGUCAUAAUCGCUGUUACUGCUGUUUUGAUUGCUAUAUUCCCACAAACUUAUUUAUUAGCACUUUCAAGUCAGCAAUAUAGCAGGUCACAAGGUCCAUUAUGCUGUGCAGAUAGUGUGGAUAUCAGUUUGUUUUGCAAGCAUCCUAGUAUGGAUAGUGCAAAUGUUAUCACUAUACCUUGCUAUCACGUAUCGUUCUUAUUUACCACGAUCUAA